AUGGACAUGCCAGUCAACGAUACAAAGGAGCGCCAACAGCCCCCUCGUCCCACAGUUUCCGUGGGCCUCGAAGCUAAGGCCGGUCAACAUGAGUUCAGGAUUACGGAUGCUCAGCGUGAAGCUAUCUUUGCAUGUGAUCUAGCAUGGUCACAUAGCGAUGAAUCGUCCAACGACUUCCGGUCAGAUUCUUACACGAAGCCUACGUUGCGGAUGUUAGAAGCUAUCAUCUCGACGAGUCUCGGGGAUGGUGACACUGAUGAGGACCCAGCGACUCACGCCUUACAGGAUUAUAUUGCUGGCCUGGUAGGCCAUGAAGCCUCUCUUCUCGUGGCCUCGGGAACUAUGGGCAAUCAGGUGGCCCAUCAAGCGGCUCUCCCUGUCCCACCCUAUUCGAUCCUUGCCGACCACCGAGCUCACUUCCAUACCUUUGAGUCCGGUGGCGCAUCUCUUCUUUGCGGCGCAUUGAUUAGACAGGCCGUUCCAUCCAAUGGCCACCACCUCACCUUGGCUGACAUUAAGCGGGAAAGCACGCUGGGGGAAACAGUGUACGAGGUCCCAACUAGGGUCAUCAGCCUUGAGAACACGCUGCGUGGUACCAUCAUGCCGCUCUCCGAUGUUCGCGCUAUUUCCCAGUGGGCGCGCUCGCAGAGUCCGCCGAUUCAUAUGCAUUUAGACGGUACCCGCCUUUGGGAGGCUGUUGCCGCUGGGGCAUUUACCCUAUCCGAGAUUGGGCCCUGUUUCGAUAGCAUCCAGUUAUGCUUUACCAAGGGAAUUGGAGCACCUCUUGGCAGCAUUGUAACCGGGAGUUCUGUUUAUAUCAAGCGCGCAAAGUGGUGUCGCAAAUUCCUAGGGGGUGGAAUGCGCGCCACCGGGCUGAUUGCUGCACCCGCAAGAGCGGCUGUCGACGAUGUUUUCUUUGGCGGAAAGGUGAAAGCAGCCCAGGAUCAGGCUAAAUACGCGUCAGACUUUUGGGAACAGCUUGGAGGAAAGCUUUCAAUGCCAACAGAGACAAACAUUGUCUGGCUUGAUCUUGAGGGAUCUGGCCUAAAGUAUGAAGAUUUCUAUCCAGUUGCUCUCAAGUUUAACCUCAAGUUUCGAGACCUGCAGCUUGGACGUCUUGUUUUCCACUAUCAGAUUUCUGACAGUGCAUUAGCGAGGCUUUGCGAUUUUUUUAAGGCUGUUCUGCAGUAA
Microsporum canis CBS 113480 is the source of this 1191-nucleotide messenger RNA. RefSeq names its product l-allo-threonine aldolase. The record is from RefSeq and is a predicted model, not a curated record. Gene Ontology annotation, molecular function: L-allo-threonine aldolase activity. NCBI's taxonomy places the organism in Eukaryota, Fungi, Ascomycota, Eurotiomycetes, Onygenales, Arthrodermataceae. The transcript has a single exon. Bases 1 to 1191 code for a protein of 396 amino acids. Gene Ontology annotation, biological process: L-threonine catabolic process; glycine biosynthetic process. Gene Ontology annotation, cellular component: cytosol.